AAAGAUGUGAAUGGUCUGCAAGGCGUACCUAAUAGAAAACGAUCACAGACAUAACUAGAGGAAGACUGAAUGGUAGGAACAUGGUGAUUUUGCGAGAGGGGCUUUGUCCUGGAUUGACGUCUGAUAUAAUUGCUGCACUCAAAAGAAAUCAUGUGAAAACAGUGGUUGAUUUGGUGGCUUCAGAUUUAGAGGAUCUUGCUCGAAAAUGCUUCUUAUCAUACAAGACACUUGUGGCGAUUAGACGUGUGCUGCUUGCUCAGUACUCCGCAUUCCCCUCAAAUGGUGCAGACCUGUAUGAAGAGUUGAAGGUUUCUACAGCAAUCCUUCCCACGGGCAACAGCAAACUAGACCUCCUCUUGGAUUCAGGGUUAUACACUGGAGAAGUCACAGAGAUUGCAGGGACAGCAGGUUGUGGCAAAACACAGGUAUGUCAAAGCAUUGCUGUAAAUGUGGCUAGCAGCAUGAAGCAAGGAGUGUGUUAUAUAGAUACCACAGGAGGCGUGACUGGCUCUCGCCUACUGCAGUUAAUACAAUCCAAGACAGAACAGGAGGAUGAACAGAUUUCAUGUCUUCAGAGGAUUGAAGUGUUCCAUGUGUUUUGUGUGUAUAAAUUAUUAGAUGUACUUCAGGAUUUGAGGCACAGUUUAUCCCAACAGGUGGUAAGAUCAGGAGAAGCUAUGAGACUUCUAGUCAUUGAUUCAGUAUGUGCUGUUAUCUACCCACUGUUAGGUGGAAAACAGACAGAAGGAAUGGCUGCCAUGAAUAAUCUGGCACGGGAACUACAAACUCUUGCUCGUGAUUACAGCCUUUCUGUUCUUGUAACCAAUCACAUUACCAAAGACAGUACAGGUAGGAUUCGUCCAGCUCUGGGUCGUUCAUGGAGUUUUGUGCCCAGCACUCGUAUUCUGCUUUGCAGACAAGAAGGAAACACCCAAAGUGGAUAUUGUACAGCAUCACUUGUAAAAUCGCCUCGACAGCCUUCAAACUUGCAAGUGGAAGUAGAGAUUGGCCUCCAUGGGACACUAGAAGAAAGCAGUACAAGCACAGCUUUUGGAUCAUGA
Molecule: messenger RNA, 1061 nt
Organism: Nanorana parkeri
Lineage: Eukaryota; Metazoa; Chordata; Amphibia; Anura; Dicroglossidae
Gene: RAD51D
Product: RAD51 paralog D
Exons: 11
Coding region: 81-1061 (326 amino acids)
Biological process (GO): DNA strand invasion; double-strand break repair via homologous recombination; reciprocal meiotic recombination
Cellular component (GO): centrosome; Rad51B-Rad51C-Rad51D-XRCC2 complex; replication fork
Molecular function (GO): ATP-dependent DNA damage sensor activity; single-stranded DNA binding; four-way junction DNA binding
Source: RefSeq, a predicted model, not a curated record